AAACCAGGUCGCGAUAGGUUCUCCAACCCAGAUCUGACCGUUCGUCUUCCUUAGCUACUCUUGAUCGAAUUUCCCUGCACACUCAGACUUGAAACAGAACACACACAGAGGUGCAUACAAAACUGAAACUGAAAAGCAGAAUAAAAACACAGCCCACGAUUUUUACGUGGUUUCCAGUAUUGGGAGAAUAAGAAUCCCAAUACUGACUACUCCACGGUCGGAGAAUCACUGUUGUGUGAUCUCCGACGAUUCACUAAAGAUAUAUCGAUGAAGUUCGAUGUAACUCUAUCUACCCAAGAACACUUUGAUCAAUCUCAACCCGAUUGAUCAAACUCUCUCUUCUCAAACCCCGAAUUGCUUCCCCAGCAACUCGUAACAGUGUUUCCCCAACACUAACCCUCAAAGCAAUUCUCCCCGAACCCUUUGAGAAACCCCUUUUCUAUCAACCUUGCUACUCUCACAAAAUCCCCUUUUGUCCUAGCUAGCUUUGUUGAUCUCUUGGAAAAGGUUACCAUUGCUAGUUCUUCAGGUCGCCUUUUAUAGGCAGGAAUAUGACCGUUAGUCAUUCAAAUUCCUUCCCUAUUUGUGAUGAUUUGAUUGAGAACACUGAUGUAUCCAAUCUUCAUGAUCUGAUUUCUUCUCUAAUUUUUCAGCCGUUAGAACCUUCCUUCUUUGUGUUGAUUUGCUAGGUGGCAAAUCUGCAUCUUUGACCUGUAGCUAGCCAUUGGGAAGUUCUUUCCUUUAUUGUUCUUGCUGAUUGCAGAAUCUCUCCUCCUUUAUGCUGUCUUUGAUUUUCUUUCCUUUACUUACAAGAUUGUAGCAUUUUCCUUCUUUGAUUGCAGCCAUUGAUAUGCUUGACUCAACACCAUCCACCCUACUCGUCCCUGCUUCGCUCUCAUGGAAUGAACCACUUCCUGCCAAACACAAAUAUUGUCAGUAAUGUGUCUUCCAGGCACGAAGCUUGUCUGCGUCUCGUCCACCAGAUUAUGCAUGAUAUGCUUAAUGCGCUCUGCCAGGCAUUUAGUUAUUAACUUGUAAGAGACAUUGCACAAGGUGAUUGGACGAAAUUGCUCGAUCAGAAGAGGCUUCUGAAUUUUCGAUAUCAGCACUAGGAUUGUGUCAUUUAUGGCUCGGAUCCUUGCUGGUUCAUGCCAGCAAUUCUGCGCAAACUGCACUAUCGCUGGACCUGCAAUUUUCCAACAUUUUUGAUAAAACAUCGGGGGGACGAGUUAUGGUGACAACCCCUUAAGGGGUUGUGGGUUUGACAACCCACUUUAUAGCCAUUAGAUGUAUUAUCUCUCUUGUCUCUCUCCUGUUAUUUUUAAAUUGAAGGUUGAGAUGAAAAGAAGGGUGUUUUUGGGAUGAAAAAAACUUACCACACCCAAUCAUUUUUCCUCCCAUAUAAAAUAAUAAAACCCUAAUCUAACUCAUGCCAACUUUACAGCCGUUCACCACCUCCUUCUUCCCUUCCUCCCUUUCUUCCGCGGACGUUGCCGUCGCCGCAUCUCCCUCUUCCUCUCCCAUGCCCACCGCCACCCCUGACCUCCGCCGCGCCGGCUGUCUUCACCGCCCUGCCGCGCCUGCUGUCCCCGCCAUCAUGAUCGAGAUCUACGCCGCCGCAUGGCUCCGCGACGUCCAGAUCGGCUCCGUCCGCGUUCUCAUCAGCAACGUCCAGAUCGACGUCCAGAUCGUCGCGCUCCAGAUCCGCCGCCCCUCCGGUCGACCGCAAGGGAUCCUCUACACCGAGCUCUCUGCCUCCGGCGUCGGCUUCGGCGUCAACGACCUCCUCGACGCCAAGGCCACCGCCGGGGGUGCGAAGAAUCUCGAGGAGAAGACCGCCAAUGCUAGUGGUACCAAUUCCUAUUGGUACGCUACCACUACUCACUGGUACGUACCAGUGGCUCCCCUAUCACUACUCACUGGUACCACUAUCAUCUGAUACCACUAUCAUCUGUUUGUUGUGUUAUUCUCUACUGGUACCGCUACCAGUGCUAGUGGUACGAUACAAUAUGGUAGUGGCAGCGCUGUACUCGUAGCGUACCACUAGUACUAGUACAUUUAUUAACGCACUGGUAUAUUAAUUACCAGUAGACUAAUGGAUUGGUACACUUUUUAACGCACUGGUACAUUAUUUCAGAUUGCCGGAGGGAGUCUGCCGGAGAGAAUUCGCCGGAGAAAAAGUUUGUCCGUCGAUGCAGAGUGGCCGCUGGAGAAAGGAAGAGAGAGAGAGAUAGAUAGAGAUAUUAAUGUAUAGGAUUUAAAUUUCAAAAAAAAUUGUAUUUAAUAUGGGUUUUUAAUUCCCAAUAUAAUUAAUACAAAAAGAUAAUUAAU
Molecule: messenger RNA, 2331 nt
Organism: Linum trigynum
Lineage: Eukaryota; Viridiplantae; Streptophyta; Magnoliopsida; Malpighiales; Linaceae
Source: the annotation of a GenBank genome assembly